UAAAAAUGUAUUCAUAACAUAGUAUACCUUCACACUUACAUCAGAUUUUAGUUAUUGAACCUGCAAUGGAAAACAGUAAAUAAAACGAUACAAUGCUGACUAGCCGUAACCUGCAUUACAUAAAAUAAUAUGUAUGUCAACACCCUCAAAAAAUAUAUAGUCGAAUAAAAAAGGUAAUACUUUGAACAACUGGCUCCCAUAAAAACAUGGACAACAUAAGGCAGUUGAGAGAAAAAAUAGAAUCAUUCAUAACGUGCAGCGAUAGACGUUGCCCAACCCUGAGCGAACGCUAUCAAAGGCACCGCUUAAAACACCAUUCCUUGCAUAGGAAACAGCCACCGCAGCUGGAGAGCCCGUCAAUGAGAAGCAGCUCUUCCCAUUCGUAUGGAAAAGAAAAAGCAACAGAAAGCUUGGGAACAAAUACAGAAGAAAAAAAAUUCGAAGAAUAUUAUAAUGUAAAAGAAGAAAUAAUGGAUUGGUCAAAAGAUUUACCUGUUUAUCAUAAUCCAAAAUUUGAGAAUAUAAAACAAAAUGUAAUCACAAAGAAUCCAUAG
Aricia agestis (brown argus) is the source of this 554-nucleotide messenger RNA. RefSeq lists its product as uncharacterized. Lineage: Eukaryota; Metazoa; Arthropoda; Insecta; Lepidoptera; Lycaenidae. The record is from RefSeq and is a predicted model, not a curated record. The coding region runs from base 207 to 554 and encodes 115 amino acids. The transcript has 4 exons.